Molecule: messenger RNA, 786 nt
Organism: Sugiyamaella lignohabitans
Lineage: Eukaryota; Fungi; Ascomycota; Dipodascomycetes; Dipodascales; Trichomonascaceae
Gene: NSA2
Product: Nsa2p
Exons: 1
Coding region: 1-786 (261 amino acids)
Biological process (GO): maturation of LSU-rRNA; maturation of 5.8S rRNA
Cellular component (GO): nucleolus; preribosome, large subunit precursor
Source: RefSeq, a predicted model, not a curated record
AUGCCUCAAAACGAAUAUAUCGAACAACACAUUAAGCAACAUGGUCGUAGACUCGACUAUGAAGAGCGAAAGCGAAAGAAGGAGGCCCGUGAGGGUCACCGAGUCGCUAAAGAUGCUCAGAAAUUGAAGGGUUUCAAGGCUAAGAUGUUUGCCAAGAAGAGAUACGCUGAAAAGGUUGAGAUGAAGAAGAAGAUCAAACAGCAUGAAGAAUCAAAGGUUAAAGGACCAUCUAAGCCAUCCAACGAUCCUAAUGAAGCUCUUCCCACAUAUUUGUUGGACCGUCAGACUCCUAAUACUGCAAAGGCUCUUUCUACUUCCAUUAAGCAAAAGAGAUUGGAGAAGGCUGAUAAGUUCUCUGUCCCAUUACCAAAGGUCAGAGGUAUUUCUGAAGAAGAGAUGUUUAAGGUUAUCAAGACCGGUAAGCGUCAACACAAGGCAUGGAAGCGAAUGAUCACUAAGCACACAUUUGUUGGAGAAGGUUUCACUAGAAGGCCCGUCAAGUUAGAAAGAAUUAUCAGACCAUCUGCUCUGCGUCAAAAGAAGGCUAAUGUUACACACCCCGAGCUCGGUGUCACUGUAUCAUUGCCAAUCCUCUCAGUUAAGAAGAACCCACAAAGUCCCAUGUACACUCAAUUGGGUGUUCUUACAAAGGGUACUGUGAUAGAAGUAAACGUCAGUGAAUUGGGUUUGGUAACUGCUGGUGGUAAAGUCGUCUGGGGUAAAUAUGCACAAAUCACCAAUGAGCCUGACAGAGAUGGCUGUGUCAAUGCUAUUCUGUUGGUGUAA